AUGUUCGAGGCAACCACCACGAUGCUCGCCAACCUUGGCAGCAAUGAAAACUGGAAACUCCACUCCGAGAGGCAGGAGAUGUCCCUCGAUCUCCUUCGCACAAGCGACCUCAGCAUCGCUAUAAAUAUGCCACAGAAAGAUUUAUGCAUGCAUGAAUCUCGGUCAAUGGUCGUGAUGAGGAGGAAGCAGAAAAAUCCACUCGGGGUCCUGCCGAGCAAUGAACAAACUGUUGCCAUCAAGGUACUGAAACUUGAAGAGCAGGGAGCCAGCAAGAGCUUCAUAGCCGAGUGCAGAGCUCUGAGGACCAUCCAGCAUCAGAACAUCUUGAAGACUAUCACUUCUUUCUCAGCCAUUGAUUUUAGAGGUGAAGAUUUUAAGGCUUUGGUGUUCAAAUUCAUGCCCAAGGGAAGCCUUGAGAAGUGGUCGCAUCCAACCCCAAACGAGAGUGGAAGAGCUAACAACACUACGACAGUAAGUAUAGUAGAGAGGUUAAGCAUUGCAAUUGAUGUGGCCCCAGCACUGGAAUAUCUCCACCACCAGGGUCAAACGCCAAUUGUUCACUGUGACUUGAAGCUCAGCAACUUUCUCCUUGACAGUGAUUUUCUGGCACAUUUAAGUGAUUUCGGCCUUGCAAAAUCAGUUGGGAUUAGAGGAACUGUUGGCUGCGUUCAAUUUUCUCACAUCAGAUUUUGUUCAAUUCAGGAAAUAAGAUUAACUUGGUUUCAAUUAGAAUAUUUAUGCUCGGAACAUCAGUCAAAUGUUGAAGGCUAGAACUAUGUUUCAAAUGCAGAAUAUGGUGUUGGAGGUGAUGUUUACAGCUUUGGGUUUCUCUUGCUUGAAAUCUUCACAGAGAAGAGACCCACUAGGCCCAUGUUAGGUGACAACUUCAGCCUUCAUGAAUUCAUUGAGACAUCUCUUCCGCACGAGCUGAAUCAAGUGUUGGACCCCGUCCUUUGCAAGCGAGAAGUACAGGGCAACCUUUACGAAUGCUUAGACUCAGUUCUGCAGGUCGGUCUUAUGUGCUCUAGCAUGCAACCGAAGGAGAGGAUGGACAUUGGAGAGGCUGCCGUAGCAUUGCGAAAGACACAAGCUGUUCUUCGAAUUGGCACGAGAAGAAACAUAGUGUGAGAGAGUGAAAGAUACAUCAGGCCAUCAGUUGCUCAAAAGUUUCUUUAGCAGGCUGUAGUCUAUGUAAAUAUUUGAAUGUUUUUGCUCGAUAUACAAUCGAUCCUCUUAUUUGACUAUGUUUAAAGUAAAUUUUCUCCACUGUACUACGUCUACGUCCCAUAU
This is a messenger RNA of Punica granatum (pomegranate), 1290 nucleotides long. The record is from RefSeq and is a predicted model, not a curated record. Lineage: Eukaryota; Viridiplantae; Streptophyta; Magnoliopsida; Myrtales; Lythraceae.